UUCGUUCAACAAGUGGGUUGUUUUUCGUUCUGUGGUUCCGUGCAACUGGCUUAAUUUCGGGGCAACAUUCCUUUAUUUUUUGUUGAUGUUUUUCUGGUAAAAAUAAACUAACAGCAUCUGUUACUUUUUUCCCAACAUGUCGACCUUCUCCUUGAAAUGGUCAAAUAAAAAUUGCGACGGAAUCGAUCAUCAAAAGUACGUACAUAGGAUUACGAAAACGCUUUAUUAUGGAAAGUUGCCGAAAACCGAACGGCUCAGCUUGCCCGUAACAGAGCUCGCCGCAGAACUAUUUUCUGAAGCUCAACGUGGAAACUCUUUGAGCAGGCUUCAUUUGAACACUGCGUCUGAAAUAUCGAGAAACGCCUGUGUGUCACCUUGUUCCCUUAUACUUGCUAUACUAUAUUUGGAGAAGUUGAAAAUAUGCAAUCCAGAAUACUUGCAACGAAUAAGUCCCUCCGAUUUAUUCCUAGUUUCUCUGAUGGUAUCCAGUAAAUACCUUUUUGAUGAUGGUGAAAAUGAUGAAGUUUUUAUGGAUGAAUGGGCUGCUUCUGGAGGUAUAGCUGUUCCUGAACUUGCUAAGCUUGAAAGAGAAUUUCUCAGUGCAAUUGGAUGGGAAAUUUUUGUGAGAGAUACAAUGUUUUGGAAGAAAUUGAAUCAAAUUGAGACGCACUUAGCAGAACGGGAAGGUAAACAAAGGGGAUUUUUCACUUACACUGAACUGAUGAAUUUAGCGAAAAUUAUUGAACUCCAAGCAUUAAUCCAGUGUAUUGUUGCAAUGGUGGCCAUACUAACUAUGACAUAUACUUUGGGUGUUUUAUCUGUUGCUGGCUCAUUUCAUGCUGUUAAAUUUAUCAAUGAAAAUUCACUUAAGGAAGUUCAGAUGAAAACAGAGGUUGUUAAGAUGGAUAAAAUCUGUAAGCAAGAGUGUCUCAAUGAAACGGGGAAAAAUUUUUCACAUUUUGAAUCAAAAAAUACAGAAACAGCACAGGUUUUGAGAGCUUCCUUAUUUCUGGCUUCCAUCAACACUUUUGUGAUGCCUUAUUGCGACUCCAACUGCUCUAGCGAAGAAAAUGUAUGCUUGGAUGAAGUUGAACACAAUUCUUGGGAAUGGUGGAAUAUACCUACUAUGAAAUGGCUUACUGAGAACUCCCAAGAACUUUUCUACAUCUCCGAUAUAAAUUAUAUUUAUAAAUACUUCAUAAGAUACUUAGAACUAUUAUUCAUAACAUUCCACGACUUGGAAAUUGGAAAUCACAUAAAUAUGAAAAAAUCUACUAAAACUAGGAUACAGGAUCAGAUGGAAAGUUCCUGGCACAAAGAAUGGAUUGAUAGCUUGAAAAAUGAAGCUUCCUACUGAUCCCACUUUGUAACCCCCAGACAGAAUAAUUUUUUAUAAAACUGUAUCCAUAUCCUAAAUAAAAAAAUUCAACCUA
Coccinella septempunctata (seven-spotted ladybird) is the source of this 1433-nucleotide messenger RNA. RefSeq names its product protein CNPPD1. Gene Ontology annotation, molecular function: protein kinase binding; cyclin-dependent protein serine/threonine kinase regulator activity. NCBI's taxonomy places the organism in Eukaryota, Metazoa, Arthropoda, Insecta, Coleoptera, Coccinellidae. The record is from RefSeq and is a predicted model, not a curated record. Gene Ontology annotation, cellular component: cyclin-dependent protein kinase holoenzyme complex; nucleus. The transcript is spliced from 5 exons. The coding region runs from base 137 to 1357 and encodes 406 amino acids. Gene Ontology annotation, biological process: regulation of cyclin-dependent protein serine/threonine kinase activity.